AUGCCGCCUGCCUCAUCGUCCGCCGACAAAUCGAGACAAACGUCUGCCGGGAAGUCAUUCUUCGGGAGGAAGUUGCACAAAGACAAGUCGCCUGAGGAUCGUUAUGAUGGAUAUCAAAGCGGAGGCUCAGUAGGAGGAGGCGGUGGGUUCGACGCUCUAGCCCCUCCCGGAAGCUCCGCAGGUUCUCGCUCGUCUCGACAUUCGAAGCGGUCCUCUGUUCAGUCUUUCGACAUAGGCUACGGGUAUGACGCGGAUGGACUUGCCAUGACUGCCGGUGUUAUUACGUCUCUUCCGUUCGAUAGUGUCCCGGCUGACCAGUCACCUGUUCCAAUCGACACCAUUUCAAAGCCGGAAGUUUCGAGAAUGGAAGCCUCGCCGAAUUUCAUUUCCAAGAUCGGGGGCGACUUUCAUCAGUAUCCGGCAUGGAGUCCCCCUAAGCAGAAUGGUUAUCAUUAUUCCCCUUUUCCGCCGGCUCCACGCCCACCACCCCAUGGCUCGAAUGUGACUAUGGCCGGAAGCACUUCGGGGGAUAAGGGCGCACGCUACCAGCAGUGGGGUGCUCGUCCGGGAAGCUCUGCGGCAAAUGGUGGAUUCGGUCACAGUUCAUCCUCUACUCUGGAUUCCUCGUCGAACUCUCGAACGUCGCUUGACCAAACGAGUAUUUAUUCUUCUGUUUCUACCAAUACACGGGGCUCCAGUCAUUUUUCUUCGGACACCUCAUCACGAACGCUUACGACCUCAAACUCUGCUGAUCGCGCUGCACAUCAUCAGAAUCCUGGUUCAGGCCGCUUUCCGAACGCUCAGACUGCUUGGUCAACCGCGCAGUCCUCCAUUCCGCCUUCCAUGACGCCGGAGCAGUAUCUUACACGGCCCAAAGACGAUCGAGUGGUGGACCAAUUGUUUCUCGAGUUGAUGCACAAGCGAGGAUGGCAGCAUCUCCCCGAACAGGCAAAGAGGCAAAUGAUUUCGUACCCUGCUUCAAAGAAAUGGACCCUUGUGCAUCAGGAUAGGUUGACGGAAUUACAAGGAGAACAAAGGAGGCGACAGAACGCUAGACAGACCCAGGGAUACGAUGGGCCUCCUGGGAUUCUCGAACGAGCUGAUGAGGAAGGGAGUCCUGAGUGGUAUGUGAAGAAGGUGAUGGACGACACGUUAACACCAAAGCAACUGGCCAGUUUGAGUGUCAGCCUGCGGACUCAGCCAAUCAGUUGGGUAAAGGCUUUUGUUGAAGCGCAGGGCCAGGUUGCCUUGACCAAUGUUCUCUCGAAGAUUAACCGUAGAAAGGCCUCGGGGCCAGUUCCAGCACCACUUUCUGGAGAUAAGGACUUGGAUCGUGAAUAUGAUAUUGUGAAGUGUCUCAAAGCUCUGAUGAACAAUAAAUAUGGUGCCGACGAUGCCUUGGCACACCAGCAGGUUAUUAUAGCUCUGGUGAACUCCUUGCUGUCCCCUCGGCUUAACACGAGGAAGCUUGUCAGCGAGGUUCUCACUUUCCUAUGUCAUUGGGCCGAUGGGCAAGGCCAUCUGAAGGUUCUCCAGGCCAUGGACUAUGUCAAGAACCAGCACGGUGAGACGGGUCGCUUCGAUGCUUGGAUGCGUAUUGUCGAAGUGACUGUUGAUGGUCGUGGGAAGAUGGGAAGUCUGGUCGGUGCCAGCGAGGAAUAUCGCAGUGGAGGAAUUGGCAUGGAGAACCUGCUCAUGGAAUACGCUGUUUCCACGCUGUUCCUCAUCAAUAUGCUGGUUGACACGCCGAUGAAUGAUUUACAGCUUCGCUGUCACAUUCGGGCCCAGUUCAUCUCUUGCGGCAUCAAGCGCCUCUUGUCGAAGAUGGAGGGCUUCCAAUACGAGGUCAUUGACAAGCAGAUAGAACGGUUCAGGGAAAAUGAGGCAAUUGACUACGAGGAUCUUCUUCAGCGAGAGAAUAGCAGCGUGAAGGAGGGUAUAGAAGGUGAGGUGAAGGACAUGGGCGAUCCCUCUCAAAUUACGGAGGCGAUUCUAUCCAAGAUCCAGGGAAGCAGGUCCUACGACUACUUCCUCUCCGCUAUGCAACACAUGCUUCUGAUCCGGGAGAACUCUGGAGAAGAUGGACUGCGGAUGUUUCAACUUGUGGAUGCAAUGCUCAGUUACGUUGCCAUGGAUAGAAGGCUUCCCGAUCUCGACCUUCGACAGGGGUUGACUUUCACCGUGCAGAGCUUAUUAGAUCGCCUGCACACGGAUGCUGAAGCAAGGCGAGCCUACGAUGAAUCUGUGGAGGCCCGUCAAAUCGCGGAGGCGGCAAUAGCCGAACGCGAUGAGAUGAAAGCACAGGUGGAACUGGGUGCGGAUGGCUUGGUGAAAAAGCUGCAGAAGCAGAUCGACGAGCAAACAAAUGUCAUAGAACUUCAGAGAAGACAGAACGAGACUCUCAAGGCAGAGCUUGCGGAAGUUCAAAGACUGCGUGCUCAGGAACUGCAGCGAAAUGAACUGGAAACUCGUGAGCUCUACCUCAUGCUCCGAGACGCUCAGGACAUUGCCGCAUCGAAUGCCAGAAAGAACAACAUUGCAGAAACCGAUCCUUCACUCAUGAACGGUAUUCUUGACCGUGAAAGGCUUCUAGCGAGAUUGGAGAAACAGCUUGAAAGGACCAAGACGCAAUUCAAGCUGGAGGGCAAAAUUUGGGGACAGCAUGGGCCAUCUGACAGGUUGCGUGAAUUGCGCGAGCAAAUGGAUGGAGAUGUGGAUAUGAGCGAAGCGUUCCAAGAGCAGACUCGUCGUACCCUCAACACCACAACCCUUGGGUCGACGGUUCAACGAAAACGGAGCCAUGUUCCUCAGCUUGGAAGUAAUCUCCGAGCGCAGCACGAAGAGCUGUCUUCGGCUGAGGACAACGAAGAAGAGUUCGUUUACGAAACGCCACGGCUCAUUGAGAUGCAUCGACCCCGAAUGAAUGCUAAGCAAGCUGCUGGCCUUUUAGGGGAGAUCACCUCAAAAGUUCCUAGGUAUGGCGCUGAGGAAACAGAGUCUGCUGAACCCACGGCGGAAGAAAUCCUUGCAGGAGUCAAGGUGGCCAAGCCUACCGAAGAAGUUUCAUCUUGGGAUGAAACUGCAGCAGGGAAGAAAGCAGUACCACCACCUCCCCCGCCGCCGCCGCCUCCUGGAUUUUCGGGAGCCGUACCUCCACCACCACCUCCUCCUCCACCUCCACCUCCUGGAUCUAUCGGAGGACCUCUCGUGCCCCCGCCCCCUCCAGGGGCACUUCCGAGGACACUCGGAUUCUCUCCUCCUCCUCCUCCUCCUCCUCCUCCUCCCCUCCUGGAUUUUCAGGUGGAGCCGUACCUCCCCCGCCUCCGCCACCUCCUGGAUCUUCCGGGGGUCCUCCCCCCCCACCUCCACCACCUCCUCCUCCUGGCCUUCCUCCUGGUAUUGCGCCUGGUGGACCGCCGCCUCCCCCUCCACCUCCUCCUGGAUUCUCGGGAGGAUCCGUACCUCCACCGCCUCCACCACCACCUGGAUCUUCCGGGGGUCCUCUCCUACCCCCGCCCCCUCCAGGGAGUCUCGGGUUUCUUCCUCCUCCUCCACCUCCUCCUGGUAUUGGAUUGCCGGGAGGUUGGAGGGCAAACUAUUUGGCUUCCCAGGGUACUUCCGGCCCGACGUUUAAUAUGCCAUCGAUUCGCCCGAAGAAGAAACUCAAGGCUCUACACUGGGAGAAAGUUGAUACUCCUCAAGUCACAGUGUGGGCCUCCCAUGCACAAUCUCCCCAAGCGAAAGAAGAAAAAUACACCGAGCUGGCCAAAAAGGGUGUGUUAG
Monascus purpureus is the source of this 3783-nucleotide messenger RNA. Lineage: Eukaryota; Fungi; Ascomycota; Eurotiomycetes; Eurotiales; Aspergillaceae. The record is from the annotation of a GenBank genome assembly.